AUGUCGUCAAUCAACCCUAUCGUACCAGGUUUCGCACCAGAUCCGUCUGUCGUCAAAGUAGACGGAUGGUUUUUCCUCGUCAACUCCAGCUUCCAUCUAUUUCCUGGUCUGCCCAUCUAUGCCUCGCAGGACCUCAUUUCGUGGCGACAUAUAGGAAAUGCUAUUAAUCGCCAAUCUCAACUGAGUCUGUCCAAAUCGGAGACGGACCUACACCCGUUGCCCACGGGUGAAGUUCUGGUGGCCACCGGAGGCUUAUAUGCGCCCACAAUCCGAUACCAGGACGGCAUCUUCUAUGUCGUAUGCACAAAUGUGGUUCGCACAGCCACCGGCGACUCCAGGCAGAACUUCGUCAUCUCAACCAAGGAUAUCUGGGCCAACAACUGGAGCGAUCCAGUGUAUUUCGAAUUCAAUGGUAUUGACCCGAGCCUCUUCUUUGAUGGCGACGGCAAGACAUACAUUCAAGGAUCCGCUGCAUCCGAUCCUCUCACCACGAUCAAUAUGUUCGAGAUCGAUCUACGCUCCGGCAGAAAGCUCUCAGAGGAGAGAACGAUAUGGCGCGGUACCGGUGGUAUCUACCCAGAGGGCCCACACCUGUAUAAGCAGAAAGGCUAUUACUAUCUGAUCAUUGCGGAGGGCGGCACCCAUGAAGGGCAUAUGGUGACCAUGGCGCGAUCAACGGACAUCUGGGGUCCGUACGAAGGGUGUCCCAACAAUCCGAUACUCACAGCGCGAGACACCGACGAGUACAUCCAGUAUACUGGGCACUGCGAUGUGUUUCAGGACGACAGGGACCAAUGGUGGUGUACGUGUCUCGGCGUGCGGAAAGACAAGAAUGGCCGCUAUAUCAUGGGCCGAGAGACCUUCCUGACGCAAGGGAGCUGGGACGGAGAUUGGCUCUCCCUGGAGAAGGUCGAACUGAUACCGCGUGGCCUUCUAGCCAGCGACGAAGGGAAACAGCUCAUUGCCAAUCCCGGCCUUGACUACGUCUACAUACGCGAUGCCAAUCUGAGCAAUUACACCCUACCCAGCAGUACCGGUGACUAUCUGACCCUGACUGCGUCAACCGCCGAUCUGUCACAUCCUGAGCUCAGUCCUACGUUUGUCGGUAAGAGACAGCGCCAAUUACAUGGAUUGAGUAGUGUCAAGCUGGAAGCUGUGCAGCCAGCUUGGGGUGCGGCAAAGCUGCGGGCUGGAAUGGCCUGCUACAAGGACGAGCAUCGCUUCCUCCGAAUAUACUAUGACGCUACAGACCUUGCUAUUGUUACUGAGGUAAUCAACAAGCCAAAGGGGAUUUGUCGACAGGAGCGGCAGACACUCGAGAGUCUCCCCAAGUCAGUAGUGUUUCGAAUGCAAUAUACUGAACAGGAGUAUCGGCUAUUCUACACUGUUGGAGAUGCCGUUCAGUCGAAUUGGACGUGUGCAUCGACGAUUGACACUCUGGAUCUGACUGGCCCCGAUUUUACAGGCCCGGUCAUUGGUGUUUUUGCGGUGGCAGAGACAGCAGAUACGGCAGUUCAGUUUGGAAACCUCACGAUUUGCUAG
Messenger RNA from Aspergillus lentulus, 1542 nucleotides. RefSeq names its product putative xylosidase/arabinosidase. Gene Ontology annotation, biological process: carbohydrate metabolic process. Lineage: Eukaryota; Fungi; Ascomycota; Eurotiomycetes; Eurotiales; Aspergillaceae. Gene Ontology annotation, molecular function: hydrolase activity, hydrolyzing O-glycosyl compounds. The record is from RefSeq and is a predicted model, not a curated record.